UCAUCAAGGUAUAGUCUACACAUAUGAUGGAACGGGCGAUGGAGCAGUUAAAUGUACAGCUGAAUCGGCUGACGCGCUCACUACGCCGCGCCAGGACAGUAGAACUCCCAGAAGACAAUGAGACGGCUGUCUAUACUCUCAUGCCAAUGGUGAUGGCCGACCAGCACAGGUCAGUGUCAGAAUUGCUCAUGAACUCCAAGUUUGACGUCAACUACGCCUUUGGUCGAGUGAAGAGGAGCUUGCUUCAUAUUGCUGCCAAUUGUGGUUCAGUCGAGUGUCUGGUUCUGUUACUGAAGAGAGGAGCGAACCCAAACUACCAGGAUAUCUCUGGAUGCACCCCUCUCCACCUGGCUGCCAGAAAUGGACAGAAGAAGUGCAUGGGAAAACUGUUAGAGUACAACGCAGAUGUGAAUAUCUGCAACAAUGAAGGGCUCACAGCUAUCCACUGGUUAGCUGUAAACGGAAGAACAGAGUUACUUCAUGACUUGGUUCAGCAUGUGAUGAACGUGGAUGUGGAGGAUGCGAUGGGACAGACAGCUCUGCAUGUGGCGUGUCAGAACGGACACAAGACCACAGUACUGUGUCUCCUGGAGAGUGGAGCGGACAUUAACAGGCCUAAUGUCUCUGGGGCGACCCCUCUUUACUUUGCCUGCAGUCAUGGGCAGAGGGACACAGCACAAAUUCUUCUCCAGAGGGGUGCCAAGUACCUGCCAGACAAGAAUGGAGUCACGCCUCUAGACCUCUGUGUCCAGGGUGGAUAUGGAGAGACAUGUGAGAUUCUCAUUCAGCAUCACAGCAGGCUGUUUCAGACCCUAAUCCAGAUGACACAGAAUGAUGACAUCAAAGAGAACAUGCUCAGGCAGGUUCUAGAGCAUGUCUCCCAACAGAGUGACAGUAAUUAUCAGAGGAUCCUCACCAGUCUGGGUGAAGUGGCAACUACUAAUGGACACAAGCUGCUCAGUUUGUCCAGUAACUUCGAGGCCCAAAUGAAGAGCCUGUUACGAAUCGUCCGAAUUUUUUGCCACGUUUUCCGUCUCGGCCCCUCGUCUCCCAACAACGGCAACGACAUGGGAUAUAACGGGAACAAGACUCCACGCAGUCAGGUCUUCAAGCCUUUGGAGCUUCUGUGGCAUUCCCUGGAUGAAUGGCUGGUCUUGAUCUCCACUGAGCUGGAGAAGAGUCGUGGUGAUGUUACCACGUCUUCGGGGAGCGAGAUCGCCUCUUUGCUUCUGAAGCAGCGUGAGGUCGACCCCUCGGCUCCCGAGGCGAACUCGCUGUCGACUACGGUGCUGGCCCCCACGCUAGACCCCGAGGUUGCCAUGAAGACCUCUGAGGCUUAUGCUAGCAGCGAGGAUGUCAUCUCCAUGACAGCCAAUCGGCUGAGCGCGGUGAUACAGGCUUUUUACAUGUGCUGUUCCUGUCAGAUGCCCCAGGGGAUGACGUCACCUCGAUUCAUCGAGUUCGUCUGCAGGCACGACGAGGUACUCAAGUGUUUUGUAACCCGGAAUCCUAAGAUCAUCUUUAAUCAUUUCCACUUUCUGCUGGAGUGCCCUGAGCUGAUGUCCCGCUUCAUGCACAUCAUCAAAGCCCAGCCCUUUAAGGACAGAAGCGAGUGGUUCUAUGAGCAUUUGCUGGCUGGGCAGCCUGACACAGACAUGGUCCAUCGGCCGGUCAAUGAGAACGACAUUCUGCUCAUACACAGAGAGUCCAUUUUCCGCAGCAGCUGUGAGGUCGUAUCAAAAUCGACCAAUGAGAAACUCAAACAAGGCAUUGCUGUGCGUUUCCAUGGUGAAGAGGGAAUGGGUCAGGGAGUUGUUCGGGAGUGGUUUGACAUCCUCUCCAAUGAGAUCAUUAACCCAGACUAUGCUCUCUUCACCCAGUCAGCAGAUGGCACAACUUUUCAACCAAACAGUAAUUCCUCUGUCAACCCGGACCAUCUGAACUACUUCCGAUUUGCUGGUCAAAUCCUCGGUUUGGCAUUGUAUCAUCGACAGCUGGUCAACAUAUACUUUACCCGCUCCUUCUAUAAGCACAUACUGGGCAUUCCAGUCAACUACCAGGAUGUGUCCUCAAUCGAUCCAGAGUAUGCCAAGAACCUGCAGUGGAUUCUGGACAAUGACAUCAGUGACCUUGGUCUAGAGCUCACAUUCUCUGUGGAGACAGAUGUGUUUGGAGCCAUGGAGGAGGUGCCUCUCAAACCAGGAGGAACCUGCAUACAGGUCACCCAGGAAAACAAGGCAGAAUAUGUCCAGCUGGUGACGGAGUUGAGGAUGACUCGAGCCAUACAGCCUCAGAUCAAUGCCUUCUUGCAGGGCUUCCACACCUUCAUUCCUCCCUCUCUCAUUCAGCUCUUUGAUGAAUAUGAACUGGAGCUGCUGUUGUCUGGUAUGCCAGAGAUUGAUGUGAUGGACUGGAAGAGGAACACAGAGUACACGAGUGGAUAUGAUCUGCAGGAGCCAGUCAUUCAGUGGUUUUGGGAGGUAGUGGAGAGCCUUACACAGGAGGAGAGAGUUCUUCUGUUGCAGUUUGUCACAGGAAGUUCACGGGUUCCUCACGGUGGAUUUGCUUUUCUUAUGGGUGGCAGCGGUUUGCAGAAAUUUACCAUUGCAGCUGUGCCCUACAGCUCAAAUUUACUGCCUACCUCAAGCACUUGCAUCAACAUGCUCAAACUCCCUGAAUACCCCAGCAAGGAGAUCCUGCGAGACAGACUGCUGGUCGCUCUGCAUUGUGGGAGCUAUGGCUACACCAUGGCAUGAUGCUGGCCCAUCUGUGUUUGCUGUCCCAUGCAAUUACACACACACACGCGUGUGUGUGUGUGUGUGUGUGUGUGUGUGUUUCAAUGCAGGGAUUUUCCUCCAACACUCCUUUUGCUUUUCAUACAGCCUUUUGUUUAUUCAAAUGAUGUUAUUUCUAGACACGAACUUGAGGGACAGGAUAUAUGUUUACCCUUUUAUAGUUGAAAAAAGGAGCUUAAAUAUAUGAAUGAAACAUCCCUGCUGCAUAAAAAGUAAAA
Chanos chanos (milkfish) is the source of this 3013-nucleotide messenger RNA. RefSeq names its product HECT domain and ankyrin repeat containing E3 ubiquitin protein ligase 1 (gene hace1). Gene Ontology annotation, molecular function: ubiquitin protein ligase activity; protein binding. Lineage: Eukaryota; Metazoa; Chordata; Actinopteri; Gonorynchiformes; Chanidae. Bases 24 to 2756 code for a protein of 910 amino acids. The transcript has 24 exons. Gene Ontology annotation, cellular component: cytoplasm; Golgi membrane; nucleus. Gene Ontology annotation, biological process: Golgi organization; protein polyubiquitination; ubiquitin-dependent protein catabolic process. The record is from RefSeq and is a predicted model, not a curated record.